Eruca vesicaria subsp. sativa (arugula) is the source of this 2792-nucleotide messenger RNA. The record is from the annotation of a GenBank genome assembly. Lineage: Eukaryota; Viridiplantae; Streptophyta; Magnoliopsida; Brassicales; Brassicaceae.
CACUGAAUCUCUUCUCUUCGAUUUUUCGCAAUCUCUCUCUCUAUCGUUCUUCAUCGUUCCCAGAUCUGCUCAUCUCCUCAAUCGCCAACAAUUACCAAAACCCCAACCACAAAUGCCAACACUCAUCGAACCCUAAAACUCUCCUCCUUUCCCCAAUCACAAAAAUGCAACCCGUACCAAACUCAUCUCCAACACCAGAAGCCAUACUCGAAUGGCUCCAAAAAGAAAUGGGAUACCGAAGCAAAUCCCACGUCCCAUCCCUAGAUUCCAUCAGAAAGAUCUGCAGAGGCAACAUGAUUCCCAUCUGGAGCUUCCUAAUGAACCGAGCCAAGUCCGAGAAGACCGUCGACACCAUCAGACGUAACAUCACCGUCCACGGUAGCACCAGCAGUAAUACCGAUGCUAACGUCGUUCCCAAUCCGGUUAAGGAGGAGAGUAGAGCUAAAGGGAGGCGUAAGGAGAAGGAGAGCAGAGAGGCUGCGUUGAGUGAGAGAGAGAUGGCUGCGAAUGAAGUUGAGAGGUUGAGGAACGUUGUGAGGAGGCAAAGGAAGGAUCUUAAGGCGAGGAUGCUUGAGGUUUCGAGAGAAGAAGCUGAGAGGAAGAGGAUGCUUGAUGAGAGGGCUAAUUACAGGCAUAAGCAAGUGAUGUUGGAAGGUUAUGAUCAGCAGUGUGAUGAAGCGGCGAGGAUAUUUGGGGAGUAUCAUAAGAGGUUGCAAGUGUAUGUUAAUCAAGCGAGGAAUGCGCAGAGGUUGAGUUUGGAUUCUUUGAGUGAUUUGUCGAGUAAGGUGAGUAGUAAUAGCGAGAGGGGGGAAGCUGUUUAUUCCUCUGUGAAGGGGAGUAAGUUGGUGGAUGAUGUGAUUCUUGUGGAGACGACGCGAGAACGGAGUAUUAGGAGAGCUUGUGAGUCACUUGCGUCGCUCAUGGUUGAGAGGAUUUGUAACUCUUUCCCUGCUUAUGAAGGGAAUGGGAUUCAUUCGCAUCCUGAGGUGGAGACUGCGAAGCUGAGUUUUGAGUAUGAUGGAGAGAUAUCUGAUGAGGUUAGAGGUGUUGUGAUGAAUUGUUUGAGUAGUCCUCCUCUACUUCUUCAAGCUAUUGCUGCACAUACCUUACGGCUUAAGACCCUUAUAUCUAAGGAGAUAGAGAGGGUUGAUGUCAGAGCUGAUGCUGAAACAUUGAGGUAUAAGUACGAAAACAACCGGGUAAUGGAGAUUUCUUCUUCUGAUGUAAGCUCGCCAUUGAGUUAUCAGUUUAAUGGUAAUGGGAAGAUGGACGCAGAUACUAAUUCCAAAGGAUCAAACAACCAGCUCCUUGAACGGCAGAAAGCACAUGUGCAACAAUUUUUGGGAACUGAAGAUGCACUAAACAAAGCCGCAGAAGCUCGGGUUUUGUGUCAGAAACUUAAAAACCGUUUGCAUGGAAGUGCUGACGCAGUUUCUUCAAAUCCACUUGGUGGAGGCAUGUCACAGAAUGUUAAAAAUCUUAGGCAAUUGGAGUUGGACGUAUGGGGCAAGGAACGAGAAGCUGCUGGGUUGAGGGCUAGCUUAAAUACAUUGAUAUCUGAAAUACAACGACUGAAUAAACUAUCCGCUGAAAGAAAAGAAGCUGAACAUUCCUUAAAACAAAAGUGGAAGAAAAUUGAAGAAUUUGAUGCUCGCAGAUCCGAACUUGAAACCAUAUACACUACUCUUCUCAAGGCCAACAUGGAUGCUGCUGCAUUCUGGAGUCAGCAGCCAUUAGUUGCAAGGGAAUACGCAAUGGCGACUAUAAUUCCGGCUAGUGAAAUUGUUGCAGACAUUUCAAAGAACGCUAAAGAUCUCAUUGAGAAAGAAGUGUCUGCUUUCUUCCAAAGUCCUGAUAACUCCCUCUAUAUGCUUCCAGCAACUCCGCAGGCCCUUCUGGAGUCUAUGGGAGCUAGUGGGUCAACAGGACCUGAAGCUGUUGCGUCAGCAGAGAAGAAUGCUGCUCUCUUGACUGCAAGAGCUGGUGCCAGAGAUCCAUCAGCAAUUCCUUCUAUUUGCCGAAUUUCUGCCGCCCUUCAGUAUCCUGCGGGUGUGGAGGGUUCAGAUGCAAGUUUGGCAUCAGUUUUAGAGUCUCUUGAGUUCUGCUUGAGGCUCCGCGGCUCCGAGGCAUGUGUGUUGGAAGAUUUAGCAAAAGCAAUCAACAUGGUGGAUAUACGUCAAGAUUUAGUGGAAAGUGGUCGUGCCCUGUUAAGCCAUGCUUACCAUGCCCAGCAAGAAUAUGAAAGGACAACUAAGCAUUGCUUAGAUCUUGCCACAGAACAAGAUAAUACAAUAACAGAGAAAUGGUUGCCUGAGCUCAAGACAGCGGUCUUGAAUGCUCAAGCCUCCUUGGAGCACUGCAAACACGUGUGGGGUUUGCUGGACGAAUGGUACGAACAACCUGCUGCAACUGUUGUGGACUGGGUCACGGUAGAUGGGCAGAACGUUGCAGCGUGGCAUAACCAUGUGAAAUCAUCCUAUUGCCUUUUACGAUAAGGAUGAGCAAAUACCUAUCAUCGCCGAGUUUGAAGGUUGCUCCGUGCAAGACAAAAACGAGAGGGUAUUUAGCAGAAGUCUCUAGGAAACAUAUGUUCCCAGGAUUCACAAAAAUUUCACCAAGGUCUUGCUUUCUGUUCCCAGCAUUGGUUUGCAAAGGGCCUCGCUUUGUAUUUUGUGGGUUUGGUUAUUGUUUUUUACGCAUACUGAUUUUGUAUUUGUAUCACAGAGUUUCUUGAGAUUGUUUGAUUCCGUAUUAACAAGAGUUGAGUAGCUUGUUACAAGAAUGAGUUUUAA